Messenger RNA from Ectocarpus sp. CCAP 1310/34, 1062 nucleotides. Lineage: Eukaryota; Phaeophyceae; Ectocarpales; Ectocarpaceae. The record is from the annotation of a GenBank genome assembly.
CAGUUGCUGCGGCGAGCGUUUGUCGUGGGCGUGGCGAGAGGGUGAUGGUGCACAUGACCGACGAUGCUGCCGCUGAGGGCGAAGGGGACAAGCCGCAGUUCGUGCCGUCGAAAGAGAUGACUACUAGCACCAAGGAGAUCCUACCUCCCCCGGACAGAGAAGCGGCUAUGAAGAUGGUGGCCGAGAGGGAGGCUAAGGAAUUGGCCAAGGGGGACGAGGAAGACGCUGCCUACACCUCGGCAGAUAUCCAGGACCUACCCCAGCCGCCGUACCAUUUCAGGACUCCGGGCGAGUUCGGCAACGACACGCUUUGCACCGAUCCCGCGUGGCACACAGCUCUUCUCGCCUUUAGGUGGCUCGGGUUGCCCUAUGAGGUUGAGCAUGAAGAUGACGAGGACGAGGCGAUGCUGGAGAUGGGGGACGAGGUCUACGACGACCCCGAGGAGCUCUUGGCGGGGCUGCCGGAGAGGGUGCUUCUUUCCGACUUCGUAGAGUCGUUGGAACCAGAGAAAAACGCCGUCGCAAAGCUGGAACCGGCGUGGACAAAACUGCACUUCAACAGGGCCGGGAAGACCGACCUAGACACGGAUGAGCGGAGACUCAACAACUGCCUCGAGAAGAUUGAGAACAUCCUUUCGAAGCACGGGCCGGCUCGGGGCCCGUUCUUGGAAGGAGACGACCUGACUGUCGGCGAUCUCCGCCUCGCCGUCACCACGUAUCACAUGCUGGCGGCCUUUGACAUCGAAAAGCAGUGGACGUUUCCGGAUAAGCUGGUGAAGCUCAAGGCCCACAUGGACCUCUUCCACGGAAUGCAGAUGUUCCACAUGGUCAUGCCUUCCCGUGAAGACUUGGCAAGAAAAUACGCCCUCUAGACACACGCGUGGAUCUAGCCCAAACAUAGUAGGCACACUCGCACGCAAAAUACAUGAAGGAGAGCAGACGAUGAGAUGGAAGGCGAAGCAUUGCCCAACACCCUUGGGGACGGUUGGUUAUUUUUGCCCCACCAGCCGUGUAUUUGUAUUUGUGUGUCUUGUUCAGUAGCAUCGACCGUGCUAACCGGCU